UCUCACGCAAGCGCACAGGCAGCAAUCUGCCGGCAACGUUCAAACAUCUUGGCUGACCUGUCGCUAUGUAAGUGAUGAGGACGAGGACGUGCUCAAACCGGUGAUGGUGUACAUUCAUGGUGGCUCUUAUGUUGAAGGAACAGCAAACGUGAUUGAUGGAAGCAUCCUUGCUAGCUAUGGUGAUGUCAUCGUCGUCACCGUCAACUACCGUCUGGGGGUUUUAGGGUUCUUGAGCACAGGCGAUCAAGCUGCCAAAGGGAAUUAUGGACUCUUGGACCAGAUUCAGGCUCUCAGAUGGGUAAAAGAGAACAUCCAGGCUUUUAAUGGAGAUCCUCGAAGAGUGACAAUAUUCGGGUCUGGAGCUGGAGCAUCAUGUGUCAGCCUUUUGACUUUGUCACACUAUUCAGAAGAUCUGUUCCAGAAAGCAAUCAUUCAGAGUGGUACAGCUCUUUCGAGCUGGGCUGUUAACUACCAGCCAGCCAAAUACACACGAAUGCUGGCCGAGAAGGUGGGGUGCAGUGAGGACGAUUCUAUGGAAAUGAUCCACUGCCUCCAGAAUAAGAACUACAAAGAGCUCAUUGAGCAGAACAUAACUCCUGCCAAGUACCACAUCGCUUUUGGGCCUGUAAUUGAUGGAGAUGUUGUGCCAGAUGACCCACAGAUCCUGAUGGAGCAAGGCGAGUUUCUGAACUACGAUAUCAUGCUUGGAGUAAACCAAGGCGAGGGCUAUAAAUUUGUGGACGGUAUUGUGGACAGUGAGGAUGGCGUUGCUGGAAAUGACUUUGAAUUUUCUGUGUCAGAUUUUGUUGAUAACUUGUAUGGCUAUCCAGAGGGGAAAGAUACCCUGCGAGAGACAAUAAAGUUCAUGUACACUGAUUGGGCAGAUAAGGAAAAUCCAGAAACAAGACGUAAAACGUUGGUUGCGCUUUUUACGGAUCACCAGUGGGUGGCACCUGCUGUGGCCACUGCCGAUCUCCAUGCUCAGUAUGGUUCACCUACCUAUUUCUAUGCCUUCUACCAUCACUGCCAGAGCGAAAUGAAGCCAGCCUGGGCAGAUUCUGCACAUGGAGAUGAACUUCCAUACGUUUUUGGCAUCCCAAUGAUUGGCCCAACUGAUCUCUUCAGUUGCAACUUCUCUAAGAAUGAUGUAAUGCUGAGUGCUGUGGUCAUGACCUACUGGACUAACUUUGCCAAAACUGGAGACCCAAACCAACCAGUUCCCCAGGAUACAAAAUUUAUUCACACCAAACCUAAUCGCUUUGAAGAAGUGGCAUGGUCCAAAUACAAUCCUAAGGAUCAGCUGUAUCUUCACAUUGGUCUCAAACCACGUGUCCGAGACCACUACAGGGCCACAAAGGUUGCUUUCUGGCUUGAGCUAGUGCCCCAUUUGCACAGCAUCAAUGAACUUUUCCAAUAUGUGUCAUCAACCACCAAAAUCCCUCCUCAGGAUACAACUCCUUUCUCGUACACCAAGCGCUUAUCUAACAAACUUUGGCCGUCCACUACCCGGCAUCCCCCAGUUCCUUCAUCCAACACCAAGCAGUCCACAGACCAUCAGAAGAAUUCAGAGCAUAAGGACAGCUCUGUAACCAUAGAAGCUCGAGACUAUUCCACAGAAUUGAGUGUUACUAUCGCUGUCGGAGCAUCCUUGCUCUUUCUAAAUAUCCUGGCCUUCGCAGCCCUCUAUUACAAGAAGGACAAGCAUCGUUUUGAGUCCACUCGGCGUCCUAGUCCACCAAGGAACCUUGCUAAUGAUGUACCAAGGGUUCCAAGUGAAGAUCUAAUGUCCUUGCAGAUGAAGCAACUAGAUCACGACCACGAUCAUGAUUGUGAGCCAUUGCAAGGGCAUGACAUGCUCCGGCUCACUUGUCCUCCCGACUAUGCCCUCACUUUACGUCGUUCCCCAGAUGACUUCCCAAUCAUGACGCCAAACACCAUCACCAUGAUCCCCAAUUCUCUCUCGGGGAUUCAGUCACCGUACCAUCCCUUUAAUCCGUACGUCAACAGCACUUCAAGCAAUACUGGCCUCCCUCAUGGACAUUCUACUACUAGAGUAUAACUCAACGCCAAUGACUGUACUUGCAAGCAGCAGAUUAUUAUUUAAUUCAAACAGAUUGCACCUGGUUGUUUUGGAGACAAGCACCAAAGGUGUUAUUUUAUUACUGACAACUCUAUGGACUAUCUCAAAUAACCUGUAUAAUGUGAACAAUGAAUGUAAUGAUUUUCACAUUUAUGGCAAAGCCAAGUAAGCAUAGGACUCUUCUUUGAUCUGUAGCACUACGAUACCCGAUAUGAAAACCCAUUGUUUGUGUCCUGAUCUCUUUGCUUUGAUUGUGAAGUGAUCUCUUGAGAUAUCCUCAAUCAGCAAUAUCAUCAGUUUUUUGAUUGAUUGCUCUGAUAGAAGCAGUAGUAGCAUUAGCUAUAGUCAUCAUUGCUAUCUUACGUACUGAGAUCAAUAUUUCAUUAUUUAUUGAAAUAAAAGUUUUGCUAUAAUUAGGCUUGUGCAACAUUGACGUUUCCCUGCUUGCAAUUCACCAUUUUAAAAUAGUAUAACUGAUUUAGUUAUGGGGCGGCACGGUGGUGUAGUGGUUAGCGCUGUCGCCUCACAGCAAGAAGGUUCUGGGUUCGAGCCCCGUGGCCGACGAGGGCCUUUCUGUGCGGAGUUUGCAUGUUCUCCCCGUGUCCGCGUGGGUUUCCUCCGGGUGCUCCGGUUUCCCCCACAGUCCAAAGACAUGCAGGUUAGGUUAACUGGUGACUCUAAAUUGACCGUAGGUGUGAAUGCGAGUGUGAAUGGUUGUCUGUGUCUAUGUGUCAGCCCUGUGAUGACCUGGCGACUUGUCCAGGGUGUACCCCGCCUUUCGCCCGUAGUCAGCUGGGAUAGGCUCCAGCUUGCCUGCGACCCUGUAGAACAGGAUAAAGCGGCUAGAGAUAAUGAGAUGAGAUGAUUUAGUUAUCCAGACCCAAGAGAAGAAAGGAAGACAAUCAUUUCAGAACCCAUUUCAGAUUUAAGGAAACUACACUUAUAGAUUUUAUUUCAUGUUAAUGAGCUCAAAACAUUCUUCCAUUUACCAGUGAAGAAAGUAAGGUCAUGCAGCCAAUCCUGAAAGCAUGAGUGAUGAGGAGUAGGGGUGGGGCUACCAAGCAGUUUUGUGUGACAUUGGAGCGUUCAAAACACCUGCAUGAAUCAUUCCAGAUUAAUAUUUUGAUUGGCUCCUCAUCUGUUUGACUGGAGAGAAAACGACUGGUAAACGUUACAGUGGUAACUCAUACUUGCAUAUGCCGUUGUUAAGUUACAGCACGUCUACACAAAUUGCAUAAAGGUUGCCGGUCUGGUAAUGUAAUCAGGAUAAACGUCACAGGAUAUUGUGUAGAGACAACUAAAUCAUUAUGUCGCACAAGCUUAAUUAUAAUAUUGUGUUUCCUCAUAAUUUUCUGAGAUUUGCAAAUCUAAGGGAACAUUAAUAGAUCCAGAAAUCAUUGUUAUGCUCAUAUAGUUUAAAUCCAGACAAAAGAGAUCAGAGUGCAGUGUAAAUAUCUGUGCUAUGUAUUGAGUGCUUAUACUGUAAAUCUUAUGAGCUUAGCUCCUAAAGUUAAUUGCCUUAAACAGGCAAUAAUCCUAUUUCUCAGUCCAAAUAAUGCUUAUUUAAGAGCUUAAAGUAAUGUAUAUAGCUUAGGAUAAAGCACAAAAUGAAGAAAAGGCUAGUGCUUGUAUUGUUCUUUCACUUCUGAAGACAUUUGCUUCAUGCAGACACUGUCUAUCUUUUCCAUUUCAUCCAUUCUUGACAUGCUUUUGGUGGUUUAGAUCUCAUUCUCAUGCUGUUUGGUUACUCUGUGCCUCAAAGGCUAAACGUCUUUUGUGAUUUUCAGAAACGUCCCAAAAUUGAGAAACUACUUGUGUGAAUGUCAAACUUUGCCAGUCCUCAGGAAGUGUCAACAGACAUGCUGUCGUUCAUUUACUGCCUGCACAUUACAGGAGACAAGUCGCAGGAUUUUAUAGCCCAGCUGUUUUUAUCCGCAUCCACAUUUUAUAGCUUGUUAUGCUGCACGAAAGGUUUGAUUUAAGCCAUGCCACAGUUAGAGUUCCACAAUUUAGUACCUUACACUAAACAGUUGCUUCAUUGAGAAAUCAAUGUGUGAUGCUUGAUUUGUCCACCAUGAAAGUCUCCCAAGGGCAAGGAAUCAUAGAGACAUUUCGAAGAACCAGACACCCAUCUGCAGUGUGUUGAUGUCAUACAGCACAGCCCUUUAAAACCAUGGCUCUGAUAUUCUUAACCAUUAUCAGAUUUUUAGAAUUGUAAAAAAAAAAAGUGUACUAAACAUGCUUGCUCACCUUGAGACUUCAGAAAGGAGAUUUUUUUUCCCCAAACAGCCCCAGAAAGGUUCAGAUUUCAGACUUUGUUGCGUUGUCAUGACAUUUAUGAAUGAAAAACAAAAAAAGGUAACAGAACUAUAGCUGCAGGCAACAUUUGCAGGGUCCAGCCGUCAUUCACAAGUAGAGCCCCUUGUUAUCCCUGUCAGAUGCCUGAUGGAUUGUGAUUGGCUGAUGAUGCCCAUGCUUAUAGAUAAUCAGGUCAUCAUAAAAACUCAAUGUAUAGAUUAGCACAAAGAUACAGUGUAGCAAAUUACAGCUUGACCAGAUUUACAGUUCCUGAGAUAAUUCUUGAAGUUCAAACUCAAUUUUGACAGAUUUUGUGAAGAUUACAUUACUGGUAUUUAGCAGACACUCUUAUCCAAAGCAACAUACAACAUACCCAGAGCAGCCUGGGGAGCAGUUGGGGUUAGAUGCCUUACUCAAAAGACACUUCAGCCAUGCCUGCUGAUUCCAGGGACUCAAACCAGCAACCUUUUGGUCCUAAAGCUACUUCUCUAACAAUUAGGCUAUGGCUUCCCCCGAGAUCAUAGGAUAAGUUCACAGAAGUAGGCCUUGGAUAUCAAAGUGCUUGGAACUAAAUCGUUUUUGUUUGGCAGAUAGCAAGGAAUCAGGAAACAAAAACAUUUCCACAGUAUAAAUGAUGGUCAAAAGGAAAAAAACAACCCUGAGCUAUAGUGCCACCAUCGGCCCAGACCGGCUCAUUGUUUACCUGAUAAAUAGUAUACAAAGAAGAAUCUUCUUGUUUCAGAAGCAUCUUUGGUGCUUGGGCCCCUAAUUAUUACUUAAGACUACUCUUCUGUUGGCUUCACAGACUCUUAAAUGCACAUCUUGGGGUGUGGCCUAUUAGUUAGGUCACUUUUUCUUGAGCUAUAGAGGCUUUGCACCAU
Molecule: messenger RNA, 5259 nt
Organism: Neoarius graeffei (lesser salmon catfish)
Lineage: Eukaryota; Metazoa; Chordata; Actinopteri; Siluriformes; Ariidae
Gene: nlgn4xb
Product: neuroligin 4 X-linked b
Exons: 5
Coding region: 104-2059 (651 amino acids)
Biological process (GO): presynaptic membrane assembly; chemical synaptic transmission; synaptic vesicle endocytosis
Cellular component (GO): postsynaptic specialization membrane; cell surface; synapse
Molecular function (GO): neurexin family protein binding; signaling receptor activity
Source: RefSeq, a predicted model, not a curated record